CCAGCCAGUGGAUAAAAGAAAAGCCCUUGCUUAUCUAGCAGCUUCACUCAUAACAGAACGAGUUGUGAAACCCUUGUGCUCAGUUACUAGGCUUUUACUCCGUGUGCUUUUUGCGAACUAUCCUGACGCGCGUAUUCGUGCUCUCACCAGCGCUACCUUCAUCCUCCAGCGGUGUUAGACGUUCUCGUAGGCGUUAUGGCGAUCAUGGCUGUUGUUAUUAUCGUGGGAUUUUAUGCAGCUCUCACCACGACCGUCGCUGUGGCCGGUUAGCCGACAGAAAUCCUAAGGCGGCAGCAUGGCGAGCGCACUCCUGUCUGCCAAUAAUCGCCUGCUGCCAUGAUUUAUGGAGGAGUCUUCCGUUCCUGCUUUAUUCUUGAAGUCAAUGAAGUAGUUCUUGAUCUAUGGCUGCGGAGGAGCCUUCUAUCGUCACUCGGGGACUUCAUGUCUUCACACAAUUUUCCUCUCCGUUCCAGCGUCGACGGAGACAGUACCUUGAUCUUGAUUGCUUUCAAGAUCGUGUGCUACCUCGCUGCCAUGCCUAGCACGCCUAGCAUGCCUUUUUUCUCUCCUUCCUACGCUCUGUUGUUAUCUUCUGUAUUUUGUAAUUUAUGAGGGAGUGAUUGCUACCUUUCCUCUCUUGCCCAACAAUCAUUUCGUCCUGCCUCCCCUUGGUCACUAGCCACCCAACCCAUGCAUGGGGUAGAGUGACUCACAACGUGUUUACUACGUCAGCUGAUUCCUCUAACCGAAAGAAGUUGC
Closterium sp. NIES-67 is the source of this 759-nucleotide messenger RNA. Lineage: Eukaryota; Viridiplantae; Streptophyta; Zygnematophyceae; Desmidiales; Closteriaceae. The record is from the annotation of a GenBank genome assembly.